Messenger RNA from Bathycoccus prasinos, 2205 nucleotides. RefSeq names its product SET and MYND domain-containing protein 3. NCBI's taxonomy places the organism in Eukaryota, Viridiplantae, Chlorophyta, Mamiellophyceae, Mamiellales, Bathycoccaceae. The record is from RefSeq and is a predicted model, not a curated record. Gene Ontology annotation, cellular component: nucleus. Gene Ontology annotation, molecular function: protein binding. The transcript has a single exon. Bases 1 to 2205 code for a protein of 734 amino acids.
AUGACGAAAGAACCUCUCGUGGAAAAAGAAGAAGAAGAACGCGGGCUUUCGUUUUCUCUCGGUCGCUUUCCCGGCGCCAAAAACAGAGGCUUAAUCGCUUCCUCUUCUUCUUCUUUAACACAAGGCUCGGUCGUUUUUCAAUCGGUCCCGUAUGCGGCGGUUCUCCGAGACGACGGGCUCCACGAACGCGACCACUUCACGUUCGAGAAGUCGAAGGAUCACUUUAACGUGAACAACAGUAACGUGAACAACAACUCAUCAGAGUCGCCACGGCAACAACAACAACAACAACAAAAUCGACAACAACAGUUGCAACGGUGUUCGGCGACCAAAUUUGCGAGAUAUUUUUCGAGGGAGAACCAGUUGAAAGAUUGGGAAGACGGCUACGAUAAAGAAACGAAAGCGCUGAAGAGUUGUCAGUUGCGAGCGCCAAAGGCAAUGGUACGGUUGGCGAGUAAAAUCGUGUGGCGAAUGCAACGAGAGAGGAAGAACGAAACGAAUACUAAUGAGAACAAGAACAACGCGGAGAACGAAGUACCCGCGAGCGAAGAGAAAUCAAGGAAGACGAAACGAACCGCUCUCGCGGCUCCGACCGGGCGAUUGUACGACGACGAAGGGAAGACGGAACAGUUGGGAUUAGGCAGAGGGUACUCGACUGUCUUCGACCAGUUAACGCACGGUGAAGAGUCGAAGACGUUUGGUUUGAACAACCCGAGCGAUUACACUUUAGCGGCGAUGACGAGAGCGUAUUUGACGCACUCUUUGAACGUGGACGAUAGCGUGGUAUCGGACGAGGAGAGAGCGGAGAGGUACGAGAGAGAAUACGAGGACAUACCGUCGGUGGCGGAUUUAGCAAAACUAAUUGGUAAGUUGCGUUUGAAUUGCCACACGUUGUGCGACGAUGAGUUGCGACCGUAUGGGAUUGGCGUCUAUCCAGUGGCGGCGAUGAUGAAUCAUUCGGAAAAUCCAAACUGUUUCGCGACUUUUAGAGGCAAGAAGAUGAUUGUCCGAUGUUUGCGAGACGUGUUGCCGGGCGAAGAGUUGACGAUUUCGUACGACGAAUUAAUGAAACCAAAGCGAGAGAGGGCGAAAUCGUUAAAGUCGAACUACGGGUUUGAUUUACAUGAUGACGGGGAGGAGGAGGAGGAGGGGCAGGAAGAUCUUUUGCCUCUUUCCGAAAUUCCUUUGAUUGGCGGACAUAAGUUGCGCGCGUUGUCUCGUGCGCCGAAAUACACCGACGAAGACGAAGAAAGGAGCUGGUUUCAAGUCGAGCGCGCGUCUGGUGGUAUCGUCGACGGUGGAUGCCACAUAUAUCGACUCUUUGGGGAAGAAAGCGGUGGAUUCUUUGAAGACAACAGCGCGUUGGCGAGCUUCAACUUGGAAGAGAGCGUCGAUGAAGACUACGACGACGACGACGAAGGUGAUGACGGGGAAAACGAUGAAGAUAAAGAGAAGGAUAAAGAAGAAACAGAAACAAACGGCGAUUUAUCGAAGGACCCUGAAUUUGCGGGUCAGAAGACGUACGGUCAGUCGAACAAAAGUAAAAAGAGUAACAAAAAGAAGACGCGAUUGAUUGUCGAAACGUGGGGCGAUUGUAAAAACGUCGUCGUUGCUGAAAUUGCCGAACGGUUUUGUCAGGCGUUUGAACUGGUAGAAAAGUUAAGCUCGACGUCUUCGGGAGAUGUUUCCGAUGGCAGCUCGUUAAACCGCGCUUGGGAUCGAUUUAAUAGUUUAACCGAUACAAGAUCGGCGCUGUUUGGCGCUUCCGUUGGCAUUGCGCGAGGACACCACUUGCGUGUCAAGGCGUUGGAGUCGUUCAUGAACGCCGCGGUUCUUUUCGAAGAUUGGAAGAUAGCGUUUGACUGCGGCACGGAGCUCACACCAUCUUUCGAAAAGUAUUACCCGAAUCACCAUCCGCAAAUCGCCGUUCAUAACGUCGCCGUCCUGAAAUUGCUGUUGGAGCGUCUCAUGGCGGAUACGUACGCCGUUGGAGCGCGUUUGAGCGCACCUGCGAGUAUCAUCGAGAGCCUCGACGAGAUUAAAGAAAAAGCAAAGGAGCUAGCUUCGGGAGUUUCCAGAGUUGUCGGCGAAGAUAGCACCGUCGUCGAGCAAUUGGUAGAGGCGAUGCACACGUGCAAAAUGAUGCGAGAGCAGGUUUUAAAAGAGGCGGAUUCCCUUUGUUCGUCGGAUGACGACGCUUUCUGA